UAGAAGAGAUAAGAAGGGAAGUAACUGUAUGAGACGUCUGCAGUUUUAAGACGAGGUAAAAUCCAACGUUUCGCUGUUAAAAUGACUGACGCAGGACUGGAAAGCCCUCCCAGACCACAACGUGUGAUUGCAUUUGAUGUUAUUUCUACUGCAAAUCCUGUGUAUGCGGACACGAAAAAUCUUGUUAAAAAGGGUCAUGAAGAUACUGAAAUGCUGUUAAAGUUUGAAGACGGUCUUGUUGACAGAGCAGUGUCUGACCUGCCAAAUAUAGCAUCUCAGGUGUUCUCGUUAAACAAGGACCAAAAUAGUGAAAUAAAACGACAACAAAAACAUUUGACCAUUAUACAGGACAAGGUGAAAGAGGGUGAAGAAAAGGUGAAUGAGAUCAAAUUAGAAAUACAAUGUGUGAUGAACAAAAUCUUUAUGAAAGAAGAGGAAAGUAAAGAUAGCAGUAAAAGAAUUAAAGUUAUAGACUCCGAGAUUAAGUCAUUGAUAACAAAGGUAUUAAACAAAGAACACGAGUUAUCUCAUCUUAAGGAAAAUACAGACGUAGAAACCAGAAAUCUAAAGAAACAACUAGAGAAAACAGAUAAGUACAGACAAGACGUAGAACAGUUUGAACAAGCAUCGUCUUCUACCUAUAAUGAUCUACAGAUGGUUAAACAUGAAAUAGAGCAAUUAAAGAAACAAAAAGAGAUUAUGGAUAAGGAUCCAGAAGCUACAGAGAGGUUACUGUCAGGGAUUGUCGAGAAGGAAUUACAAUCAGACAUUGAAGACUUAAAGUCUAAACUCCUUCAAGAAGGGAACCAAGCAAAAUUACACAUUGAAAAGCUGACUGAAGAACGCAAGAAGCAUAAACAGUUGACACAGACAAUCCAAGUUUUACAUAAACGUAACGCAGCUCAAAUGACCCGAUUACAGCGUCAAUUAAAGGAGAUACAGACAAGGAACCGGCAAAAACAGAAUCAGCUGAAACUGUUACAGACAAAUAUGGUACAAGCCGAGCAACAAUUGAUGAAAUAACUGAUUAUAGUGUACAUUUUUGUUGUAUUUUUGUUCCGUUAAUAUCUACAAUACAAAA
Ruditapes philippinarum (Manila clam) is the source of this 1081-nucleotide messenger RNA. RefSeq names its product coiled-coil domain-containing protein 122-like. The transcript is spliced from 10 exons. Bases 82 to 1023 code for a protein of 313 amino acids. The record is from RefSeq and is a predicted model, not a curated record. Lineage: Eukaryota; Metazoa; Mollusca; Bivalvia; Venerida; Veneridae.